UGUGAAUCUAUAAAGAUUGAAUUAAAAAUUUAAAUGAUUAUAAAAAUGAUAUAAAAUACACGUUUUACGUGAGAUUUUUAGUUGAUUUUGUGAAAUAAUACAAAUUGCCGACCGUUUUAAGAUGAAUUUGGUGACAAUAUUUCUUGUUUUGCUCACAGUACGUUUGUUUUCCGUAUUUGUGGUUCAAACCUUCUAUGUCCCCGAUGAAUAUUGGCAAAGCUUGGAAGUGGCUCAUAAAAUAGCUUUUGGCUAUGGUUACUUGACAUGGGAAUGGAAACAGGGAAUUCGUAAUUAUAUAUAUCCUUUAGCUAUUUCUAGCAUAUUUAAAAUUUUGGCUUUACUUAAUUUGGAUACCGUAUAUACACUGGUGUUAACGCCCCGCGUUUUCCAAGCUAUAUUAUCAACUUAUUCCGACUAUAGGUUUUUUAUAUGGUCCGGGAAGAAAAAAUGGGCUUUAUUUUGCAUAGUCGUAUCUUGGUUUUGGUUUUAUAUGGCCUCCCGCACACUCUCUAAUACGUUAGAGAUUUCUUUAACCAACAUAGCGUUAAGUUAUUAUCCAUGGCAGGGUGAGGGUAUUCUCUACUUUGGUCCGGCUGCUUUGUGUUGUUUUCUCAGACCAACAAGUGUGAUUUUGUGGUUACCUUUGGUAUUUUAUCACAUAAAAAAAUCAAAGUUAUCUUUGACGCAAUUAAUUUUUAAGCGUUUUAUAAUAAUUGGUGCGGUUACAUGUGUUAUAUGCAUUAGUAUUGAUUCCUUAAUGCACGGUCAGCUACUGAUAACUCCUUACGAAUUUCUGAAAUAUAACAUUUAUUAUAAUGUUGGUAGCUUUUAUGGUUCACACGCUUGGCAUUGGUACUUUACAAUAGGCUUGCCUACCGUAUUAGGUAUUAGUUUCGUACCAUUCUUGUUUGGUGUAAUUGAAACUAUAAGGCAUCGAAAAACGUAUCCCACACGUAAGGUUCUGCUAAUAACUAUAUUUAUAGUUAUGUUGGUUUUAAGUGCAGUAGAACAUAAGGAAUUCCGUUUUGUUGGCGUGUUACUGCCAUUAUGUCUUUAUAUAACUGCAGAUACAUUAACUAAAUGGAGUUAUAAUGCGUCAAAGGUGUCACUAUGGUGCGCAGCUUUGCUUUUAAUUAUUGGUAAUGCCGUUCCCGCCUUCUACUUGAGCACAGUACAUCAACGCGGACCCCUCGAAGUAAUGAAUAAAUUGCAAAACAUUGCUUAUAAAUAUCGUGACGAGCACAAAAAUCCCGCCAGGAUCCUUUUUUUAAUGCCCUGCCAUUCUACACCAUAUUAUAGUCACAUUCAUCGAAACAUUACAAUGCGCUUCCUUACUUGCGAACCAAAUUUGAAACAAAAAGUCAAUUAUAAAGAUGAAGCUGACCAGUUUUAUGAUUCGCCGAUGCACUGGCUACGUUCGCAUGUACCGUCUUAUCCACCGACUGUCAAACCAACACAUGUCGUGCUUUAUGAACCUCUGGCUACGCAAAUUAAGGAGUUUCUAGUCGGUUAUAAACGGCUAUACAUUGUGGUGAAUGCAGAGUACACCCAAGCACGAACUGGUAAAAACAUAUUAGUAUAUCAACGUCUGCGCGGAGAUGAACAAAAUGUAUACAAUCGCGAAGAAUAUAAAGAAGAGCAACAAUUUAAGCAGCUGAGUGACCUAAAAGAGCAUAAAAACGAAGAUAAUCUUAUUGAUGGCGAAGAUGAAUUUGGAGUAGAUGGGAAUAUGUUUAAUUAAUUUAUUUAGAGAAAAAUGGGCUCAAAACCAAAAGAGUCUUAAAAAAUUAU
This is a messenger RNA of Glossina fuscipes, 1791 nucleotides long. It is a transcript of the gene PIG-B, whose product is annotated as GPI mannosyltransferase 3. Bases 122 to 1741 code for a protein of 539 amino acids. The record is from RefSeq and is a predicted model, not a curated record. Gene Ontology annotation, biological process: GPI anchor biosynthetic process. Gene Ontology annotation, molecular function: alpha-1,2-mannosyltransferase activity. Gene Ontology annotation, cellular component: endoplasmic reticulum membrane. The transcript is spliced from 7 exons. Lineage: Eukaryota; Metazoa; Arthropoda; Insecta; Diptera; Glossinidae.